AUGGAUCCAUCAGCAAUACCAGCAGCGUCGGUGGAGACGGAGGACACAAACAUGACGGUAGGGGGAGGAGGAGCAGGACCAGCAUCAACAGCAGCAAACACAGACACAAACACAAACACAAACACAAGCGGGGGCGGGAACGGGAGUGGCAAACAACAAGUUCAGCAAUUCGAAAACACCACAAUCUCAAACCUCAAACUGGAACCCGCCAGCUCCCCCGCACCUUUCCUCGACGACUACGCAAACAACACCAACACAGCAGCCCAAGGAGCACCACCCUCUUCUAGGAAUAGCACCAGCGGCACACCACAGCCGUCACAACAACAACAACAACAACAACAAGCACCACCAGCAGCAGCAUCAACCUCAGCCAUGCCCCCAAAGAGGAAAAAGAAGGGCACCGCCACGACCGUCAAGACCACAAAGAAGGGCGGUCCAUCACGUGCCAAGUCCAAAAAGGGCGGUGCAAAAAAGGGCGCCACCGCCAAAAAGACGCCCGCGGCAGGAAAAGGACCAGCCGGUAGCAACGGCGUAGAUGGCGAGGAAAAUGAAAAUGACGAAGACGGUGCCUCGGACUCCGAGGACGACGAGUCGGACCACGGACCCUACUGCCUGUGCCGCGGGCCCGACGACCACCGCUGGAUGAUAUCGUGUGAGGCCUGCGAGGACUGGUUUCACGGCGAGUGCGUCGACGUGUCCAAGGACGUCGGUGAGACCCUCAUCCAGAGCUACAUCUGCCCGCGCUGCACCGUGCCCGGCAAGCUCGUCACCCGGUACAAGAAGACGUGCGGGCUCGGCGGCUGCUCCCAACCCGCUCGCAUUUCGGCACCCGCCGUCAAUUCGGGAGCUCCCAACAGCGUCUUUUGCUCCCAAGACCACUGCAACGUCUGGUGGGAGCAGCUGGUCGCCACCCUGCCCCGCAAAGAGGGCGACAAGGGCCGCGUCGGGCUGACGCAGGCCGAGUUCAUGGGUCUGCUGGCCACCAAGGGGGGAGCGAGCAAGACGACAACAACAACGACGACUACAGCAGCAGCCGUAGGGAACGGCUGGUUCGUCGGACAAAAGCCAUUCGCGGUGCCCGCCGAUUUCUGGUCCCAGCACGACCCCAAAGAGAUACUAACCGCCGAAGAGGCCGAGCUGCUCGCCACGUCGUCAGCCUCGCGCCGCGCCCUGGCCGACGAGGUCGUCCUCUGCCGCAAGAUGCUGCAGCUGCUCGAGAUGGCCGUGGCACAGCGCCUCGAGGCCGUCGCGGCUGGCCGCCUCAAAAAGGACGGCGGCUGCGGCUACGACACGGCCCUGGACCACGUCGGCGCCCAGGCCCAGUUCGCCGCCUUUGUCACCUCCCCCGCGGGACAGGCCAUUUUCACCGCCGGAAAGCUGGAGAGCACCGCGUACGACGCCGAGGAAGCCGGCGGCGGCGGCAGCGGGGCUGCAGCCAACAACAACACCACCGCCCUCGGUCCGUGGACGAACCCCGCGCAGGUCGAGCGCACCUACAUGUGCGAGCGCCAUCGGUGCAAGCCGCACUACAACUGGCACGCCAGCCACGCGAGGCACGUGCAUUUCCUGCUCAAGGAGCUCGCCGCCGAUGCCAAGGUCAAGCUGGACAAUGAGAACCGCGUGAGGGACAAUGCGGCGGUGCGGUAUUUCCGCAAGAGGGCUGAGGCGAGUACGGUGAUCCGCUUUGAUGAUGAGAGCGAUGAGGAUGGAGAUGUUGCUAUGGGCAUGUGA
Molecule: messenger RNA, 1731 nt
Organism: Pyricularia grisea
Lineage: Eukaryota; Fungi; Ascomycota; Sordariomycetes; Magnaporthales; Pyriculariaceae
Exons: 1
Coding region: 1-1731 (576 amino acids)
Biological process (GO): positive regulation of DNA-templated transcription
Cellular component (GO): Set1C/COMPASS complex
Source: RefSeq, a predicted model, not a curated record